This is a messenger RNA of Manihot esculenta (cassava), 2035 nucleotides long. RefSeq names its product laccase-4. The transcript has 6 exons. Gene Ontology annotation, molecular function: hydroquinone:oxygen oxidoreductase activity; copper ion binding. Gene Ontology annotation, biological process: lignin catabolic process. Lineage: Eukaryota; Viridiplantae; Streptophyta; Magnoliopsida; Malpighiales; Euphorbiaceae. Gene Ontology annotation, cellular component: apoplast. The record is from RefSeq and is a predicted model, not a curated record. The coding region runs from base 69 to 1742 and encodes 557 amino acids.
CGUUGAUGAAUGCAACAAGCCUCAAAGAACUAAGCCGAUCACAAAUUAAGGAAAAUUAGCAAAGCCAAAUGGACUCUCAGUUUCGUUUUCUGCUUCUUCUUCUGUGCCUUCUUCUCCCGGCUUUGGUCGACUGCAGGGUUCGUCGCUACAAAUUUGAUGUGGUGAUGAAAAAUACCACCAGACUCUGUUCAACCAAGCCGAUUGUUACAGUGAACGGAAGGUUCCCAGGGCCUACUCUCUAUGCUAGGGAAGGUGAUACAGUUCUUGUAAGAGUGGUGAACAAGGUCAAAUAUAAUGUUUCCAUCCACUGGCAUGGUAUCAGGCAACUGCGAACUGGGUGGGCUGAUGGGCCAGCAUAUAUUACUCAGUGCCCCAUUCAGCCAGGGCAGAACUACGUCUACAAUUUCACUAUCACGGGUCAAAGAGGCACACUUCUAUGGCAUGCACAUAUUCUCUGGCUCAGAUCUACUGUUCAUGGUGCCAUUGUUAUCUUGCCGAAACAUGGCGUUCCUUACCCAUUCCCUACUCCCGACAAGGAAGUGGUGGUUGUGUUAGCUGAAUGGUGGAAAUCAGAUACUGAAGCAGUGAUCAAUGAAGCUCUAAAAUCUGGAUUAGCACCAAAUGUCUCUGAUGCUCACACUAUCAAUGGACAUCCUGGGGUUGUCUCAAAUUGUCCUUCACAAGGCGGCUUCACAUUGCCAGUGGAAAGUGGCAAGACCUACAUGCUGCGCUUGAUCAAUGCUGCACUCAAUGAAGAGCUCUUUUUCAAGAUUGCAGGGCACCAACUUACGGUUGUGGAAGUAGAUGCUCUCUAUGUAAAACCAUUCAAGACCGACACAGUCUUAAUUGCCCCAGGACAGACAACUAAUAUCCUUGUCACCGCCGAUAAAAGCACCGGCAAGUACUUAGUUGCAGCCUCUCCUUUCAUGGACGCCCCAAUUGCAGUUGACAACAGGACAGCAACCGCCACUCUUCAUUACUCAGGCACGCUUGGUAGCUCUCCCACAACCCUCACCAACCCACCUCCCAAAAACGCCACUGCAGUCGCCAACAAAUUUAUCAACUCUCUACGCAGCUUGAAUUCUGAAAAAUACCCUGCCAACGUCCCAUUAACGAUUGAUCACAAUCUUUUCUUCACCGUUGGGCUUGGCGUCAACCCGUGUCCUGCUUGCAAGGCAGGCAAUGGCAGUAGAGUGGUUGCUAGUAUCAACAACGUCACGUUCGUUAUGCCAACUACGGCUCUGCUUCAAGCUCAUUUCUUCAACAUUAGUGGCGUUUUUACCAGCGAUUUCCCUGCUAAUCCGCAGCAUUCUUUCAACUUCACUGGAAGCGGACCAGCAAAUUUGCAGACCAGCAAUGGAACUAAGGUUUACAGGUUGAAGUACAACUCCACAGUUCAACUCGUUAUGCAAGACACUGGAAUCGUAGCACCUGAGAACCACCCAGUUCACUUGCAUGGAUUCAAUUUCUUCGUAGUUGGCAGAGGAAUAGGCAAUUAUAAUCCAAACACAGAUCCUCAGAAUUUCAAUCUUGUUGAUCCUCCUGAAAGAAACACAGUCGGAGUACCAACUGGUGGAUGGACUGCCAUCAGAUUCCGCGCUGAUAAUCCAGGAGUGUGGUUCAUGCAUUGCCAUCUGGAAGUGCACACAACAUGGGGACUGAAGAUGGCGUUCUUGGUGGACAACGGGAAAGGCCCUAACGAGUCACUGCUGCCACCACCGAACGAUCUUCCAAAAUGUUAAAAAUGAUCAAAUGUUUUUAUAACGAAGAGUCAUUCUGUGCGGAAGAAAGUAAAAGAUAAAACAAAGAAAUAACAGAGAGAGAGAGAGAAAAAUCAUCCUAUUUGUUUCUUGAGUAAAUAGAAAAUUUUUGCUCAAGCAUAUAUGAAUAAAAUCGGGAAAGCAUUUAUUUCUUAUUUAAAUACGUGUAAUUUUUUUUCUUUUUCAUUUUCCCUUGAAUUUUGUACAUUGAAAUGUUAAAUUUGUCUCAUUGAAAUUAACAAAUAACAAGAUUUGCUCUAAUCUUUUUUUCUCAA